Messenger RNA from Naegleria gruberi, 987 nucleotides. RefSeq lists its product as uncharacterized. Gene Ontology annotation, molecular function: phosphatidylinositol binding; protein binding. The coding region runs from base 1 to 987 and encodes 328 amino acids. The transcript is spliced from 3 exons. The record is from RefSeq and is a predicted model, not a curated record. NCBI's taxonomy places the organism in Eukaryota, Heterolobosea, Eutetramitea, Acrasida, Naegleriidae.
AUGAAGAUUACCAUCACCCGAUAUUCAAUCUCAAAGAAGGAGAAUGAGAAUGAUAAGCAAUAUGUGUUGUAUCAUAUUACUGUAAAUUAUGAUGGAGUUAUUUGGGAAAUUGCGAGAAGGUAUUCCGAAUUUGAAAAGUUAUAUAUUGCCUUGUCGAAAGUGAUUAAUACUAAAAAGUUUGGCAAAUUUCCAAAGAAGGAAGUUUUGGAAUUCUUUGAGGUCAAUAAGCAUUGGGAAGAAAUUAAGAAUUUUGCAGCUCUUGCCUCUACUUCUAGUAGUUCAAAUAUUGCCCCACCUGUGGUUUAUAACAUUGAUAAUAAUAAUAAUUUGAAAAUCACAAUUGACCAUAAUUUAGAACAUUUAGUUUAUAAUGUUAUUGAUUCACCAACUGUUGCUUAUCAAGAAACCGAUUUUGAUGAAGCUCCUCCAGUUGUUGUUGGUCAACCAUCGAGACAGAGUGUUGAAUCGAGACCAUCUACUGAAAAAUCAGAAUCAUCCCUUCAGGAAUUUAACACACAAUCUCUAUUUGUAGCCAUUCGUGAUCACAAUCCAAAAGAUGAAACUGAAUUGUCUUUCAAAGCGGGAGAUGUCAUUGAAGUGAUUCAGAGAGGAUCUUGUUCUUGUUCGGAACAAGAUUGUUACUGGUAUGGAAGAAAUACAAGUGAAACAGGUUCACAACAAGGGUUCUUUGAUGCCAGAUGUUUGGAUUUGGGCACUUUUAAACCAAAAGCAUUCUCUGUUUUAAUGACUGAUGCUUACAAUUCUGAUGAGUCGAUACAAAUUGAUGGAACAAUCAAGGUUAUUGAAAUUGACUAUGAAGCUGAACGUGAGGAUGAAAUUAGUGUAAGAAGAGGACAAACUGUUAAAAUCCUUCCAACUUCAAGACAAACUAGAAAGGGAUGGAAAUUAGUUGAGAUUCUCUCUGAAUCAUGUCAAAGAGUUUCUGAAACUGGCUUCAUUCCAACAGAAUAUUUAAUGAUUCUUUAA